Geosmithia morbida is the source of this 1491-nucleotide messenger RNA. Its product is annotated as FAD/FMN-containing dehydrogenase. Bases 1 to 1491 code for a protein of 496 amino acids. The transcript has a single exon. The record is from RefSeq and is a predicted model, not a curated record. NCBI's taxonomy places the organism in Eukaryota, Fungi, Ascomycota, Sordariomycetes, Hypocreales, Bionectriaceae. Gene Ontology annotation, molecular function: FAD binding; oxidoreductase activity.
AUGGUGCGCCUCUCGUUUGCGGGCGCGGCGCUGUCGCUCAUGUCGGCAUCUCUUGCCGCGCCGACGCGACGUGCCGACGUCGUGACCUGUCUGCAGAAUGCGGGCGUGCCCACCGACCUCAUCAACAGCGACGAAUGGACACGGGACGGCACGGCAUACAACCUCCGCAUGCCGAUCCAUCCGGCGGCCAUCGCGGUGCCGGAAACGCAGGACCACAUCGUCGCGGCGGUGAGGUGCGGAGCGCAGAACGGGGUGGCCGUCAGCGCCAAGGGCGGCGGUCACAGCUACACGUCGCUUGGCUUCGGCGGCGAAGACGGCCAUCUGGUGCUAGAGAUGGACCGCAUGUACAACGUCUCGCUCGACACGGCGACGGGAGUGGCCAAGGUCCAGCCCGGGACCCGGCUCGGCCAUCUGGCGACGGAGCUAUUCAACCAGGGGAAACGUGGACUGUCACACGGCACGUGCCCCGGGGUGGGCGCCGUAGGUCACUCGCUGCACGGCGGCUACGGCAUGGUAUCUCACAAGCACGGCCUGGCUCUAGACUGGAUCGCGGGAGCGACGGUGGUGCUAGCCAAUGGCACGGUGGCACACUGCUCGCUGACGGAAAACGCCGAUCUGUUCUGGGCCAUCCGCGGCGCCGGGGCGUCGUUCGGCGUCGUCGCCGAGCUCGAAUACAACACGUUUGAGGUGCCCGCACAGCUGACCGUGUUCUCGGCGACGCUCGCCCUGACGACGACGAACGCGGCCCAGGCCCUGGUGGACAUACAGGAUUUCGGCCAGACGAUGCCUCCGGAGCUGUCGCUUCAGACGACCGUCGGCCGCGACAGCUACUCGCUGGGGGGCAGCUUCAUCGGCACCGAGGCCGGCCUACGCACGGCGUUGCAGCCGCUGGUGGAGAAGACGGGCGCCUCGCUCAGCUAUGUCGAGACCAUGGAUUGGACGGGGUACAUCGAGCACUUUGCCGGCGUCGAAGAGGUCGACAUCACCACCUCCGCCUACAGCGCCCACGACAACUUCUACGCCAGCAGCAUGACUCUGCCAGAGGUCACGCUCAGCCAGUUCCAGGCCUUUGCCGACUUCGUCGCCGACGCCAGCCAGACCGGCGACAGCUCCCAUUCCUGGUUCCUGCAGAUGGACGCCAUCGGCGGUUCCACCUCGGCCGUCUCUGCAGUCGGCAACGAUGCCACCGCCUACCCCCACCGUGACAAGGUCCUCCUCUUCCAGCUCUACGACUUCAUGGCCGACUCCAGCCGGCCUUACUCGGACUCCGGUUUCGCCUUUGUCGACGGCGUUCGCGACAGCAUCACCGGCUCCCUGUCCGCCGGCGACUGGGGCAUGUACGUCAACUACGCCGACUCCCGCCUCUCGGCUGACGAGGCCCAGGCCCUGUACUGGGGCAGCAACCUACCGCGCCUGCAGGAGCUCAAGGCCGUCUACGACCCGGGCAACCUCUUCCGCAACCCGCAGUCGGUUCAGCCGGCGACUGCGUAG